AUGGAUCCAGGCAUGCCGACGCGGCCGCCCGACUACUAUCUGGGCGGCGGGGCAUCUUCGUCGCCGGCGGGGAUGCACAGCCGCGGCAAUCCGGCUGCGAUCCGACUGCUGACAUCAUUUGACGGCGGCAGCCUGGACGAGGAGGCAGCUCCGGCGCCACGACACAUGAGCAACAGCAACAUGACGCGGACGGGCAGUCCGAACCGGGUAGCAGCGGCUGUGCUGACGCUCGAGGACCGGGUGCGGUCAACGGAGCAGCAGCCACAGCGCGGAGCAGAUGGAUGGGCGACAGCAGCAGCGGGCAGCGCGGGUCGAUACCAGACACCGUCGCUGCUGUCGGAUCCGUUUCUAGGCAGCAGCUCGCGGGCAUCGUCGAUUCUGGAGCCGCCGGUGAUGAUGCCGCCGCCGGAGUCGAUGUAUGCGCCGAUGCGGACAGUUCGCAGCGACUUUAGCAGCGGGACCAGCCUGCGACCAGCGUCGCCGACGCGGCCUUGGACGCCAUCGGUGAGCGGGCUGCACCACCACCAGUACAGCCGGGUGCCGCCGCCGGUGCCGCUGCAGUACGAGCCGGCGGAGAUCAACGGCAGUCCGCGGCCGGGGACGCCGUCAUCACGGUACGGCGGCAGUCCAAGGCGGCCGCUGCCACCAGCGCCGCUCUUCUCGGAGGUGGGCAGCAUUCGGACGUCGACGUUUGCAGACGACGCGACGGUGUCGAUUCCGCUGGGCGGCGGUGGCGACGACGACUUCAGCCAGCUGUCGUCAGGGCUCAGCCACGAGCCGUACGGCGAGGAGCUGGACGAAGACCUGGAAGCCGGCAGCGACGACGCGUUCCGGCCGGCGUACCACCACCACAAUAUGUCGCAGGCCACGCUGAACGAGGACGGUAGUGUGGGCGAAGACAUUGCCGACGUGCUGCGGCGAAAAGAAGGCAUGGGACAGGGACAGUAUGGCGAGCAGGAGUACAGGGAUUAUGGAGAUCACGUGUACGACCGGAAUGAGUACGAUCAGAACGAGUACGACCAAAACGAGUAUGGCCAGAAUGAGCUGGACCAGAACGAACUGGGCGACGCCAGCAGCCAGCUGCGUGCCAAGGUGGAACACUACGGCCCGGCGCCGGAGGGACGACAGGAGCGACGCGGCGUGCGCGAGCCGCAGAUGAGCAAGAAGGCGGUGCAGCUGAUCAACGGCAAGCUGGUGCUCGAAUGCAAGAUCCCGACGAUUCUGUUCAGCUUUCUGCCGCGACGCGACGAGGUGGAGUUCACACACAUGCGUUACACAGCAGUCACGUGCGAUCCGGACGACUUUGUCAGCCGGGGGUAUAAGUUACGCCAGAACAUUGGGCGGACGGCGCGCGAGACGGAGCUGUUCAUCUGCGUGACGAUGUACAACGAGGACGCGUACGGGUUCACGCGGACGAUGCACGCGAUCAUGAAGAACAUUGCGCACUUUUGCGGACGCAGCAAAUCGCGCACCUGGGGCGAGCUGGGGUGGCAGAAGAUCGUGGUGUGCGUGGUGUCGGACGGACGCGAAAAGAUCCAUGCACGAACGCUGGAUGCACUGGCAGCCAUGGGAGUGUACCAGCACGGGAUCGCGAAGAACUACGUGAACCAGAAGGCGGUGCAGGCGCACGUGUACGAGUACACGACGCAGGUGUCGCUGGACUCAGACCUCAAGUUCAAGGGAGCGGAAAAGGGCAUCGUGCCGUGCCAGAUGAUUUUCUGCCUGAAGGAACGCAACCAGCGGAAGCUCAACUCGCACCGGUGGUGCUUCAACGCGUUUGGGCAGGCGCUGAACCCGAACGUGUGCAUCCUACUGGACGUGGGGACGCAGCCGGGCAAGACGUCGCUGUACCACCUGUGGAAAGCGUUUGACACGGACUCGAACGUGGCGGGAGCCUGUGGAGAGAUCAAGGCGAUGAAGGGCCGGUUUGGCGGCAACCUGCUGAACCCGCUGGUGGCGUCGCAGAACUUUGAGUACAAGAUGAGCAACAUCCUGGACAAGCCGCUGGAAAGCGUGUUCGGCUACAUCACGGUGCUGCCGGGAGCUCUGAGCGCGUACCGCUACCACGCGCUGCAAAACGACGAGACCGGCCACGGACCACUGAGCCAGUACUUCAAGGGCGAGACGCUACACGGCCAGCACGCAGACGUGUUCACGGCCAACAUGUACCUGGCCGAGGACCGGAUCCUGUGCUGGGAGCUGGUGGCGAAGCGCGGCGAGCGCUGGGUGCUCAAGUACGUCAAGGGCUGUACGGGCGAGACUGACGUGCCCGACACGGUGCCCGAGUUUAUCAGUCAGCGACGACGCUGGCUGAACGGCGCCUUUUUUGCGGCCGUCUACUCGCUGGUGCACUUCCGGCAGGUCUGGGCGACCGACCACACGUUUGCGCGCAAGGUGCUGCUGCAUGUCGAGUUUUUCUACCAGUUUGUGCAGCUGCUGUUUACGUACUUUUCGCUGGCGAAUUUCUACCUGACGUUUUACUUUGUGGCUGGCGGCCUGGCCAAUCCGAAGUCGGACCCGUUUGGCCACAACGUCGGGCUGUACAUCUUCACGGUGCUGCGCUACACGUGCGUGCUGCUGAUCUGCACGCAGUUUAUCCUCUCGCUGGGCAACCGACCGCAGGGAUCGCGGCGUCUGUACGUGGCCGGCAUGGUGAUCUACGCCAUCAUCAUGACGUACACGACGUUUGCCUGUCUGUACAUUAUCGUGGAGCAGCUCAAGGACUCGACGGCCAUCUACAUUGGCAACAACGUGUUUACGAGCCUGAUCAUCUCGACCAUGUCGACGGUCGGGCUGUACUUUGUCAUGUCGUUCCUCUAUCUGGACCCGUGGCACAUGUUCACGUCGUCGGCACAGUACUUUGCCCUGCUGCCGAGCUACAUCUGCACGCUGCAGGUGUAUGCGUUUUGCAACACGCACGACGUGACGUGGGGCACCAAGGGCGACAACGUGCUGCGCACGGAUCUAGGUGGUGCCGUCGGCCAGGGCAGCACGGUCGAGCUGGAGAUGCCGUCGGAGCAGCUCGACAUUGACAGCGGCUACGACGAGGCGCUGCGCAAUCUGCGUGACCGCGUCGAGGUGCCGGUGCUCGGUCCGUCCGAGUCUCAGCUGCAGGAGGACUACUACCGCAGCGUGCGCACGUACAUGGUCGUCAGCUGGAUGAUCGCCAACGCCAUCCUGGCCAUGGCCGUGUCCGAGGUCUAUGGCGUCGACAGCAUCGGUACCAACCUGUACCUGCGCUUCAUCAUGUGGUCGGUCGCCGCCCUGGCCGCCUUCCGCGCCAUCGGUUCUACCACCUUUGCCGUCAUCAACGUCGUCAACAUGGUCGUCGAGGGGCGCGUGCGCCUGUCGCUGCACAUGCCCUCGUGGGCCGGUGGCCUGGGGUCGCGGAUGAGCGAGAAACUGAGCAGCAUUGGGAGUCUACGAUGA
Grosmannia clavigera kw1407 is the source of this 3429-nucleotide messenger RNA. RefSeq names its product chitin synthase b. The coding region runs from base 1 to 3429 and encodes 1142 amino acids. Gene Ontology annotation, cellular component: cell septum; cell periphery. Gene Ontology annotation, molecular function: chitin synthase activity. The transcript has a single exon. The record is from RefSeq and is a predicted model, not a curated record. Lineage: Eukaryota; Fungi; Ascomycota; Sordariomycetes; Ophiostomatales; Ophiostomataceae.